Alternaria alternata is the source of this 1635-nucleotide messenger RNA. RefSeq lists its product as hypothetical. Gene Ontology annotation, molecular function: alpha-1,6-mannosyltransferase activity. Gene Ontology annotation, biological process: cell wall mannoprotein biosynthetic process; protein N-linked glycosylation. The record is from RefSeq and is a predicted model, not a curated record. The transcript has 2 exons. The coding region runs from base 310 to 1413 and encodes 367 amino acids. Lineage: Eukaryota; Fungi; Ascomycota; Dothideomycetes; Pleosporales; Pleosporaceae. Gene Ontology annotation, cellular component: mannan polymerase complex.
CUCGCGACAUUGGCCGUAGUAGCAUUUGAAGCACUCCUGUCACCUGCCAGCCCACGCAUUGAGCCUGUCGAAGCAGCCGUGUCGAUACCCGCUGGGAGCCAAAAGGACGCCCAAGACCCGCCUUCGUGUCCGUAUACGCCGCUGACGCUUUUUGGUGCGCCGGCCAGGCCACGUCUCGCACACCUCCUUGCGCCGAACCACGCCCGCAACCUCACCACCAUCUGCCCUUGUUUCUUCUGAUGCGCCCUUCAUAGGCCCCUACCAUCCUGGCAGCCGCGGUUCGCCUUCCUUCCUAGUCGUCCACCCACAAUGUCACGCUCGUUUCGACGCUCGAAUCCCAUUACCAUAAUCCUUGCCGGCAUCCUCUGCAUUGGCUUCUUCGUUUUCUUCUUCUCUGGCACCGAUGUGCCGUCAAUCACCAGAAAAGGAGGGGGCGAGGUAGCCUCGAACCCGCUCUCUCCUCCAUCGCUACCGUUCCGCAAGUCCAAAGCGAACGCUCCACAGGCCGCGCCGCCCGUCGUGCACUACUACAUGAACAAUGUGACCAACACGCGCACGCCAAUCGAGAACGAAGAGACGGUCCUCAUCCUCACACCGCUGGCAAAGUUCUACCAGGAGUACUGGGACAACCUCCUCAAGCUCAGCUACCCACACAACCUCAUCUCACUGGGCUUCAUAAUACCAAAGACAAAGGAGGGCAAUGCCGCAUACGCUGCGUUGCAGGCACAAGUCACCAAGACACAGACAGGAUCCAAGAAGAACCGCUUCUCCGCCAUCACUAUCCUCCGUCAGGACACCGAGUCCCCACUCCAGUCGCAAAGCGAGUCCGAGCGUCACAAGAUGGAGAAUCAGAAGGCACGACGGGCGGCUAUGGCCAAGGCGCGCAACUCGCUCCUGUUCACAACCCUGGGCCCCACAACCUCGUGGGUUCUGUGGAUGGAUGCCGACAUCGUCGAGACCCCGCCUACCCUGAUCCAAGAUCUCGCCGACUACGACGUGCCCAUCAUUGUCCCCAACUGCUUCCAGCGAUACUACAACGAAGAAAAGAAGGCUAUGGAUAUUCGGGAAUACGAUUUCAACAACUGGAUCGACAGUCCCACAGCAAAGGAUCUUGCUUCGAAGAUGGGCAAAGAUGAUAUUCUGUUGGAAGGUUAUGCCGAGAUGGCUACCUACCGCAGCCUCAUGGCUAAGAUGCACGAUACGUCUGCGGACCCCAAGGCCAAGAUCAAGCUCGAUGGUGUAGGUGGUGCCACUCUGCUUGUCAAGGCAGAGGUACACCGAGACGGCGCCAUGUUCCCGCCCUUCGCCUUCUACCACCUCAUCGAGACUGAGGGUUUCGCCAAGAUGGCGAACCGAUUGAACUGGGAAAGUUUCGGAUUGCCAAACUACCUUGUGUACCACUACAACGAGUAAGAGGAUUGGAGGCGAUGUACAAUUUAUUUGCAAGCUGCUUCCUUUGGCGGUCUUGGGGCGGCGUUGAGAGGGGCACACUACUGCUACAUUGUUGUUAUCAUGAGCGCUGCAUGUACGAAAUAGUCAUGUAUCAGAGGUAUAGAAGGCUUGCUGGCAAGAGAUUCCUAGGUAUACCAGCAACAUCCUUGAAUUGGAAUAUGAAAGUCUGCACUACGACAGUUU